Owenia fusiformis is the source of this 1447-nucleotide messenger RNA. Lineage: Eukaryota; Metazoa; Annelida; Polychaeta; Sabellida; Oweniidae. The record is from the annotation of a GenBank genome assembly.
CUCUUCUGUUUACUUUUAUAUGAUAUUGAAUAUAUUUUAUGCUUAAAUCAUAUUAAAAAAUGAUUUUUAUUCAAAAUAAUACAAAAACAUAUACAUUUAUCUAAUACUUUUUGAAAUAUUGCCAUAAAAGGGAAGCAUGUCAUUGCUCAUUUUGAAGGUCUCAUGUUAUUACAUAGAGUUGCAUACCCUUCUAGUUGAAAGCUCAUGGUUCUAUGUAUGCAUGCAUUUUGGACAAAUGAUAUUGUUAAAAUUGAGGAACCUCUGCAGAAUUAUGAAGUGAGACAUAAAAUGAAGGACACAUCGUCUGUUUCUCGGUGCAACAAAUCCUCAAAGAAUUUGAUUGGUUAUGAAAAUGACAACCGCGAUAAAGCACUUAUUAUUUACAGUGAAAUGCCGAAAUGUGGCAGUGGAACUUUUGUUAGAAUCUUAAGUGAUGUUUGCAAAUACUCAAAACAUUACCGCACGAAAUACACAUGGCCAACUCCUAGUCCUGUUGAGCUGCAAAGCGUUGAAAGUAAACAAAAGUAUGUAUCAUCAAAAAUUCUACCACUAAGGCCGUACAUUUUCAUGGGACAUUUAUCUUUCCUUGAUUUCAUUGAAUUGGGAAACAAGCAACCAUUGUACAUUGAUAUUGUACGAGAUCCAGUGGAACGAUGGAUAUCCCUGUACUACUACAAGCGUGUAUCUCCUUUUCAUAUAAAAAGAUUGAACCUUACGCGAAAGGAAAGAAACCGAACAAUGGACAAUUGCAUGAAAAUUUGGAUUUCUCUGACUGGCUGUUUGGGCAGGAGCAUCAAAGCAACCGCAGAUUGUUUAAAAACAAAGCCAUAUAUGGGUUGUAAAGAUGAGAAGAUUGUAUCCAGCUACCCAACAUGGUUUUCUGGACAAUACAUAAACUCUUCGUUGAUGUCGCUUCAAAGAGCUAAAACGAACAUCGAGAAGUAUUAUACUUUUAUAGGAAUAACCGAACAUUUUGAAGAAACACUCAAAGCAAUGGAAACAAUCCUACCAAGUUUUACAAAUGAAUUCACGAGAAUGUUCAAAACUACUAGAAACCAAAAUGUUGGACAUAACAAAGUAAGACCUAGCGAUGAUAAUAUUGAUGUGAUUAAAGAAUUGUUAUCAGACGAUUAUGAACUGUAUGGGUUCAUACGUCAACGGUUUUACAAACACAUAAACUGUUUAGCUAUUAAUAUUACCAAGCACUGAUAACAUAUAUUACAAGUAAUCUCUAUUUCACUUUUUUGAAAAACUUUUUUGAAUUUUUAGUGAAUAUUUCCAAAUGUAAAGUCAUAAUAAUGCAUAAUGCUCAUCUGCAUGCUUUGGGAUCAGGACUAAACAUCAAAGUACAUGAUAAUUCAAGAAAUGGCAAGACAAGUUGAACAAAAUUGGAUGACAGUUUAACUCGAGAAUAACAAAAAUGAUGAUGGUCUCGGGUUUAACUAAA